AUGUUGCGGGCCGGCAACAAUACGAGGCGGCCCUCAAACAAUGUGGAAAACUUGAAGAUGGCUCAGAAGCCGAUGGGGAAUGGCCCACUCAAGCCAGUCAACGCUCAGGGCCCCAAGCAGCAUCAGAUCGUCGCCAAACCAACUACCCACAUCCAGCAGCAGGCUGCCGGUGAAUCGACGCUGAAGACGAGACGCAUUAACAUCCAGGACAAUGAGAUCAAGUGCGCUGAAUUGGCUCCGGAUAUAUACAAGUACCUUGUGUACCACGAGAAGCAGUUUGUUCUGGCGGAAGGAUACAUGGACGGCGGCGAGCCAACAAGCAAAAUGCGUCGUAUUCUUGUGGAUUGGCUCGUUCAAGUUCAUCUGAGAUUCCAUCUUCUCCCAGAGACUCUUCAUUUGACCAUCUUCAUCCUGGACCGUAUUCUUGCCAAGAAGACCAUCGCCAAGUCUGACCUUCAACUUCUCGGUAUCUCUGCCAUGUUCGUCGCUUCGAAGUUCGAGGAGGUUUUUCUUCCGGACAUCUACGACUACGAGUUCAUCACCGAGAACACCUUCACCAAAAAACAGAUUCUGGCCAUGGAACAGACUAUCCUCAACUCCCUGCAAUUCGAUCUCUCAUGCCCAUCAUCCCUUGUCUUCGCCCGUUGCCUCUCCCGAGUUCUCUCCGAGGAUGAGUCUAACCCAGUCGACCAACAAGCUUUCUACUACGCCUAUAACAUCAGCAAGUUGCUCGGAGAGCUCGCUCUCCUCGACUCGGUCAUGUCAUCCGUCCCAAAGUCUCACAUUGCCAUUGCUGCGAUGAUCAUUGCCCUCAAUGCUCACCCAGUCGCCGGAAUCGACCCAAAGAAGGCUCAGGAGGCUGUGAUCAACCAGCUCGAGGCCAAGACUGAGGAUAUUAAUGAGGCCAUCUCUCUUCUCGCCCAGGUUGCUUUCAAGAACUUCAAGCAGCCAAAGCUUGUUGCCAUUAAGAACAAGUACCAAUCGACGAAGCUCGGAAGUGCCUCGACACACCUGACCGAUGAGGUUUUGGACAAGAUCGAAGCCAUGGGAAGGCAGAAUUGA
This is a messenger RNA of Caenorhabditis briggsae, 1062 nucleotides long. RefSeq names its product Protein CBR-CYB-1 (gene Cbr-cyb-1). Gene Ontology annotation, cellular component: nucleus; cyclin-dependent protein kinase holoenzyme complex; cytoplasm. Lineage: Eukaryota; Metazoa; Nematoda; Chromadorea; Rhabditida; Rhabditidae. Gene Ontology annotation, molecular function: cyclin-dependent protein serine/threonine kinase regulator activity. The transcript is spliced from 4 exons. Bases 1 to 1062 code for a protein of 353 amino acids. The record is from RefSeq and is a predicted model, not a curated record. Gene Ontology annotation, biological process: mitotic cell cycle phase transition; regulation of cyclin-dependent protein serine/threonine kinase activity.